Molecule: messenger RNA, 1197 nt
Organism: Kluyveromyces marxianus DMKU3-1042
Lineage: Eukaryota; Fungi; Ascomycota; Saccharomycetes; Saccharomycetales; Saccharomycetaceae
Gene: TIP41
Product: Tip41p
Exons: 1
Coding region: 1-1197 (398 amino acids)
Biological process (GO): TOR signaling
Cellular component (GO): cytosol
Source: RefSeq, a predicted model, not a curated record
AUGAGUGACAAUGGUCAAGGUCAGGACCAAGGCCAAAACGAGAACCAGAAUCCGGAUGUCAAACAGAGUAAUGCAGAAAGUAGAAGACCAUUCGGGAGCGGAAUCCCUAUAAUCCAGGUUAAUCAAGCCCGCGAGAUGUUUCAAAGUACAGUGAGAGCACGUCGUCCAGGAAGUUCACAACCAAGGGAUACUGUUACCAUGAGAGAAAGUUCCGUGAUCAGUACACGUAGUUUGGCGAGCCCAAUGGCUACACAGCGGCCCAAUACAAUGAUGAGUCCAAGGCCUAAAAUGAAGCCAAAAACAACACAAAAUCACCCCCACAAGUCGAAUAAUCCGAAUAACCCGAACUGCGACCAUUGCGGAGUGGUUAUUGUUCCUUCGCCAGUUGCGUCUCUACCAGCUAAGGAUGAUCCUUCAGUAACUAUCGGAGAUUGGACUAUUACCACGACGAAAAGACCAAUUUUAUCUAGCGAUGAGAUCGAUGAAUGGACGGAGAAACUUCACUUCCCGAUACCUGAGAUGAUAUUUGGUAAUUCUGGGGUGGAAAUAAUCAACAAUAGCACGAAUUGGUGGAUUAAAUUUAGUCCCUUCCAUGCAUUGAGCGAAGUGAAGUUGGGGGACUCUGGUCUUCGAGUCUCUUAUUCAGAAAAGUGGCUUAAUUCAAAACUGAAAUCGAGCCAAAUUUCCAAUACGGAGGAAGGCUUACAAUUUGGUAAGCAUUGGGACUGGUCAUACACAACGCUAUACAAAGGUACCACGAAUGAAGAUUCUGAUUACGAAUUUGUGAGAGAUGAUGAUUAUCAGUUACCUAUAGAUAAGUUGUCCCGCAGGGAUCCUAUUUUAUUCUAUGACGAUUUUAUACUUUUCGAAGAUGAACUAGCAGACAAUGGAAUCAGUAUACUUUCGAUCAAGCUCCGAGUAAUGGCCGAACGACUCUUAUUGUUAUGCCGAUUCUUCUUGAGAGUUGACGAGGUUCUCUUCAAGAUUGUGGACACGAGACUCUAUAUUGAAUUUGCGGAAGAACUUGUAGUGAGGGAGUGGAAAUACAUGGAAGAUGAUUAUAAGACAGUAUUGAAUAAAUGUAAGAUGAACUCCAGUGAUCCAAAACGAUCGCUAAGGGAUAGUAAUUGGGUCGGAUCAGUGCUACCGUUGAAGGAACGUGUCUGCGAGGUCUUAAGAAAAAAAGAGACGGUAUAA